CGGUCGGUCCACGCAGGCGUGUAAAGACGCUGCUGAGGCGAAGAAACCGCAGAAAAGAGAGACUGUGAGAAGAAAGGAGACUCCUUUGUCUCACAGCUGCUUUUCUGUGACUAACCAACAGAAACAGAGUCAGUAAGAUGAACUCCACAGCAGCAGCUGCAGCAGCUGGAGGCACCAAGCCGACUCCACCAGAGCUGGAGCAGAAGGAGAGCCGGCAGUUCAAGAGCAAAGCUCCCAAACGAGGACAGAAAGGAGUCAACAGCCACGACCCGGCCAUGGAAGGCCUGGAUGACGCUGCAGUGGUUUGUCCCUGGGAGGAAUACGGAGACGUGGAGCUGAGCGAACUGGCCCAGUUUGGAACCGUUUAGAGCCGAGGAAGACUUCCUGCUGUUCCCCUUCAUCCUGAGGAUGAGGAGCAGAAACACCACAGAUCUACAAGCAUAAUAAUAAAACAUGGAGUUACAAAUAAAACAUAAAAGUUUAUGAUCAUCAGAUUAUUAUAUAAUAACUCAUCAGAGCCUUACCAGUUCCUGAUAGUUGAUGCAGCUGCUUCCGAUAAAAAAUACAUAAUAUUAUAUAAUAAUCUGUCUGUCUGAAGAGAGGAUUAUUAAAAUCUGUUGAAUAUAUUAAUUAUAUUAUGUAAUAAAAUAGAGAAUUACCUCUACCUUCAAUCUUCUCAUUUAUUCUGCUGUAUUUCACACAAAAGCUCAAACAUUUGUCCAAGUUUACAAUUUUAAAUAAAAUAAUGUUAAUCAUUGA
Poecilia latipinna (sailfin molly) is the source of this 759-nucleotide messenger RNA. Its product is annotated as retinal cone rhodopsin-sensitive cGMP 3',5'-cyclic phosphodiesterase subunit gamma-like. Gene Ontology annotation, cellular component: photoreceptor outer segment membrane. Gene Ontology annotation, molecular function: cGMP binding; 3',5'-cyclic-nucleotide phosphodiesterase activity. The record is from RefSeq and is a predicted model, not a curated record. Gene Ontology annotation, biological process: positive regulation of epidermal growth factor receptor signaling pathway; visual perception; positive regulation of G protein-coupled receptor signaling pathway. The transcript is spliced from 4 exons. Bases 138 to 368 code for a protein of 76 amino acids. NCBI's taxonomy places the organism in Eukaryota, Metazoa, Chordata, Actinopteri, Cyprinodontiformes, Poeciliidae.